AUGGCAUCCUAUCUGGAGAAAGUGCGCCGCCAGUCAAAGCAGCUGUUCCCUCAGUCAAAACAGAAACCCGGCGCCCCUCCCAUCGAAGACCCUCCCAAAGUCUCGGAAUCCGCCGUACCGAAAGUCGAGGAUGCUGCCGUCCCAAAGAUCGAAGAACCCGCUGCUGGCCCUAGCGGCCCCGUCCCCUCUCCACCAGCACCAACUGUCGCCAACGCCAGCGAAGAAGUAGGAAGCGAGCCUGUCCUUGACGCCGAAGACCAGCAAUUCCUUGAGCGACUUGCCGCCAUCGCCGCGGAGCCCGAAGGCACGCCCCCGCCUCUCCCUCAGCGUACCGAAAUAGUCGACGACAAUGGCGAGAAGAAGGUCGGCAGGGAUGCGCAAACAGCCCUCAUGGACAAUGCAGACAAAGUGCCGCUCCCCAUGAGUCCACCCGAGACCACUGCUGACGCUAGCGACAAGGGCAAAGGGAAGGCCGCUGAGGGUGGACUGGGUAGGAAGAAGAGUGUCAUGUCCUACUUCCAGCUGCCCAAGUUCGCCAAGAAGGACGGGGAGAAGGGCUCCAAAGACAAGAAGAUCGUAGUCACGGAGAAGGACAGGACCCAAUUUGCAGACGACCUGCUCGCUGCCGCCGAAUCCGCCAAGGCUGCCGAGCUCACCGAUGCGCAGAAGGAGGACAAAGAGUUGACGGAUAUUUUAGAUCAACUCAACCUUUCAGCUGUCAACAACCGCGUCUUCAGCUUCAGUAAAGAGUCGGAGGAGCUUCUCAACAAGUUCACGCAGGUUCUAAAAGAUCUCAUAAACGGGGUACCGACAGCCUACAACGACCUCGAGAAGUUGUUUACAGAUUACGACAACCAACUCAAGAAGAUGUACGGCAACCUACCGCCUUUCCUGCAGAACCUGGUCAAGAGUUUGCCUGCCAAGCUCACAGCCACUCUCGGCCCAGAGCUCAUGGCUGCAUCGUCCGAGAAGCCAGGAUUCGAUGCACAGGCUUCCAGCAAGCCCAAGGGCAAGAGGUCUAUGCUUCCUCAAGUGCCCAAAGUACCGAGUCUGAAGUCGCUGGUGUCCGCUCAAGGUGCUGUUGCGACGGCGCUGAGGAGCAUCGUGAACUUCUUGAAGUUCAGGUUCCCUGCUCUGGCAACUGGGACCAAUGUCAUCAUGAGUUUGGCAGUAUUCGUACUGCUGUUCGUAUUCUGGUACUGCCACAAGCGCGGUCGCGAGACCCGCCUCGAGAAGGAGCGCCUCGCUGCUGAAGACGGCCAAGCUGGACGUAUUAGCAGCGCCUCCUCCAUCAACGAGGAGACCGACUCUAUCUUCGGUGAUCAGUCCAAGGCGAAAACAAAGGACAGCGGAAAGAUCACGCCUGCUUCUCCGCCUCAAGAACCACUCAUCAUCAAGGACAACAAAGAGAAGGAGGAAGAGCAGUCUGCGUCGGUAGCUGAUCUCCCGAGUGUGUCGCAUCUUCCCGAUCCAAAGUCGGGAGAGGUACCCCGCACAGCCACUCCACCUCCUGAUCGCAAGUAG
Molecule: messenger RNA, 1524 nt
Organism: Alternaria novae-zelandiae
Lineage: Eukaryota; Fungi; Ascomycota; Dothideomycetes; Pleosporales; Pleosporaceae
Exons: 2
Coding region: 1-1524 (507 amino acids)
Source: RefSeq, a predicted model, not a curated record